AUGGACCGGGGCAUCGAGAACGAGUUUGCCAGGCUCGAAUCAGUCUUUGCCGGCAAAAGGGAAAAGAUUCACAGCCAACAAGCGAAUAUCAGCUUGAAGCGGUUUCUGAAGAAGUAUCUCGGCAUCGAAGAAGAGUGGUCGGCUCCUGCACCAGACAGUCGGCCGUCAGCUACAGUGACCCUCUCGUGGUACUACCUAGACGACAGAGAACUGCCGAAUCAAAUCAUGGCAAAGGUACCCGGGCUUCACUUGGAAAAGUUUGGGUACAAUCACGUCAUCGGUUGGGACGCGGCACAUGUCACUGAGGAGAUUACACGCUUGGAAGAGGAGCGCCGACGGCUGGAGGAGCAAGAGGAAGCCGAGAAACGAGCGGCAGAAGAGGAGAAGAAGGCUCAGAAAAAGGCCAGAUGGGAGCGGCGGUGCAAGAGGCAUUACGAACUUGUUCGGGUUGCAAAGACACAGGAAUCCCACAGGCCAUUAGGCCUUCAAACCCUCCCUGGGGCGUACCUGGUGCGGUGGGACGACAACUCGGAGGACGCGGAGAGGUGCAAUGACCCGCAUCAUGACAUCGAUGUUAUGAAGCUCAACAUAUUCCCGGCUGAAAGCUCGCACGGGUGCAAAGCGUAUUUCAACUUUGGGCUGAUCGAAGGGACGAUGCUGCUGGCGAUGACCAAGCGGGGAGUUGAAAUGCUAAGGGACAAGCAGCCCAAGCACAGCGAAUGGAGCGAUCCCGAAGUGUCUGAUGACGACGUGCACGAUGGAGACUGCAAAACGGGCGAGGCUAAGACACAAACCAAGCUGACUGGGGAGAAGCGGUCACUUGGGGACAUCGCCGAUCCGUGGGGGGUCCAGGCUGCCCGAGCGAACCGGCAGCAGUUGACGGGCUUAAAGAAGGCGGAGGAGGAAAGCCAUCCGAAUCGGGUUUAUUUUCAGUUUGUUUGCAACGAGAUUAAUGGGUACCCCCUCGUUGACGACGACAACGAACAUGUCGGGUACUUGGACUUUGACGAGACAGGGUUAGCUGCGAAGGGCAACUUUGAUGUACCGCGCCUUGGUAUGAAAGAGCAGGCGAUAGCCAUCUUCAAGAUUGCGGAGAAGCCGGCGUCGGAUAAGAAGCCACUGCCGUGGUAUGAGUUUGACGGGAGAACGUGGGGGAGCACGUGGUAA
Molecule: messenger RNA, 1167 nt
Organism: Canariomyces notabilis
Lineage: Eukaryota; Fungi; Ascomycota; Sordariomycetes; Sordariales; Chaetomiaceae
Exons: 1
Coding region: 1-1167 (388 amino acids)
Source: RefSeq, a predicted model, not a curated record